UCCGGCCUCCGGCGUCAACUGUAAAACCGUUUGGGUUGGUGCGGCGUGGUUUUCUUUGCCGCGUUAACGGGGAAGACCGUUGGCACCCUCCCUUUCCGAGGGGGGCGGGGAGCGCUUCGUAAACUGAAUUAAGGAGAGGAUCUGAGGAGGGUUGUAGGCUGUCGAAACCCUUGUGCUCCCCACUCAGGAGACGGCCCGGGCCAUCUGCGCGUCGUGGUUUUCUCAUCUCUAACCGAUCUUUCUCCACAGGUUCAUGGAACCAGAGAAGGAAAGGACCGGGAGGACCCCCAAGAAGGGCAGGAAGAGGAGGCGGGUCCCGAAUAAGCUGGUCGGGGCGUCAGAGGUGAUGAGAGACCGUUGGGAUCUUGAGGAGAGGCAGCAGCCCGAGGCCAAGAAAGCCUGCUUAUCUACCAUUUUACUUUCUGAUACCCGUGAAAUAACUCAUGGCCAGCUAUGUGAAUUGCUGAAGUAUGCAGUUCUGGGCAAAUCCAGUGUUCCUAAACCUAGCUGGUGCCAACUUUUUCACCAAAACCACCUGAACAACGUGGUGGUUGUUAUACUGCAGGGAAUGAGUCAGCUACACUUUUACAGGUUCUAUUUGGAGUUUGGGCUUCUCCGAAAGGCAUUCAGACACAAGUUCUGCUUGCCUCCCCCAUCAUCUGAUUUCCUAGCUGAUAUCACUGGGCUGCAAAAGAAACAAAUAAUUGGGGAUCUGCCUAAAGGAAUGGAAGGGUCUUUACCUUCUUCCAGCUCAGAAGUCAGCAUCAACCUGCAGAAUGACCCCAUCGUUAAAAAGUAUGGCUCUAAGAAAGUAAGCUUGACCAGAUGCCUUCUCACAAAGGAGGAAAUGAAAACAUAUCAUUUUCCGUUACAAGGUUUUCCUGACUGUGAAAACUUUGUGCCUAUAAAAUGCUGUGGUUCUAUAACCAACAACAGUCCUCUCUUUGGGCUUGACUGUGAAAUGUGCCUGACAUCCAAGGGGCGAGAACUAACACGCAUCUCACUGGUUGCUGAAGGAGGCUGCUGUGUUAUGGAUGAACUUGUUAAACCUGACAACAAGAUUGUGGACUACCUCACCAGUUUCUCAGGAAUCACAAAGAAGAUUCUUAACCCAGUGACAACCAAACUCAAAGAUGUACAGAGACAGUUAAAAGCACUGCUUCCUCCCAACGCUGUGUUAGUGGGCCACUCCUUAGACUUAGAUCUCAGAGCACUGAAAAUGAUACAUCCAUAUGUUAUUGAUACAUCAUUGCUUUAUGUCAGAGAGCAGGGCAGAAGAUUUAAGCUCAAGUUCUUAGCCAAAGUUAUUUUGGGGAAGGAUAUACAGUGUCCAGAUAGGUUUGGUCAUGAUGCCACAGAAGAUGCUAGAACAACCCUUGAAUUGGCUCGGUAUUUCCUCAAAUAUGGCCCAAAGAAGAUUGCAGAACUAAAUCUGGAGGCACUAGCUAGUCACCAAGAACUAGAAGCAGCAGGCCUAGAGCCGAGAAAUACAGCAGAAGUAGUGCAGCAGCUAAACACAAGUGUUUUAGAAUGCUUGGACUCAGUGGGUCAGAAGCUGCUUUUCUUGACUCGGGAGGCAGAUGCUACUGAACUUUCUUCUUCCAAAAACUGUCAAACUAUUAAGUGCUUGUCAAAUAAAGAGGUUCUUGAGCAGGCUAGAGUGGAGGUCCCCCUGUUUACCUUCAGCAUCGUGCAGUUCUCUCUUGAACCCUUUCCACCCAACCUCAGUGAGGAGAUGAGCAAAAGAAUGAAGAUCAAGUGGAUGGAGAUGUCAACUGUCUAUGCUGGGCCGUUUAGCAAAAAUUGUAACCUUAGAGCUCUGAAUAGGCUGUUUGAGAGUUUUGGUCCAGUCCUGUCAGUGACUCUUACUCUUAAAUCCCAUCAGCCACAUCUCUGUGUACAAUACGAAGUCCUGGAAGGGGCCCAGCUGGCCAUAGAGUCUUUGGAUGGCAGCCUGGUAGAGGGUACCUGCAUCAAGGUGCAGAGGCCUGUGACAGAGCUCACCCUUGAUUGUGACAUCCUUGUGAAUGAGCUGGAACAAGAUUCUGAGAACCGAGGUACUAUAUACCUGUCUGGAGUGAGUGAAACCUUCAAGGAACACCUGUUGCAACAGUCCAGCCUCUUCCUGGGCCUGGAAGCUCUGAUCUUGCCUAAAGAUCUUAAAAAUGGAAUGCAGAAAAACUACUGUUUCUUGAGAUUCAAAACUUUUGGCAGUGCCCAUAGGGCCCUUGGCAUUCUCACAGGCAAGAACUGGAAGCUGAAAGGCAGGCAUGCCCUAACCCCCAGGCACCUCCAUUCAUGGCUCAGGGGCUUACCUCCUGAAUCAAGGCCCCCAGGGCUUCGUGUCAUACCUCCUCCCUCGGAGCAGGAGGCCGUGCAGAUGCUGAACUUGGACCACCCAAAGAUAGCAGCCUGGCGCUGGGGCAGGAAGAUAGGAAAGCUCUACCACAGCCUGUGCUCAGGAACCCUCUGCCUCAUCCUGCUGCCAGGAACUGAGAGUGUUGGAAGCUGAACAGUACAAGUUCCUGCCACCCACCCUUCCAGUACAGUUUUAUGAGGACAUUUUUUCUUUUUAAUGGAAAAAUAACAAGAGGACCCUCUACUGAAACCAGGUAGGACCAGAGUCAGCUCCUGUGUGGCAGUUUGGCCAAAGCUGGCCUUACGGAGCGAGCACGCAGAGGAGUCUGGGGAACUGGGACUCCCUCUUGUGAGGAAAAGGCUGAGAAAAUUAAUCUUCUCUUUAAUGAAACUGGUCCAAAUUCUGAUUCAAAAGCCUCCAUUAUGAUGUUCCCUGGCACUCUUCUUAUACUAUAUAUAUUGAAGGCUCCCUUUUAUAGCCAGUUUUAGCAGGCAAAGAAACAAAGAAAUAUAGAUACAUAUAUGUGUAUAUAUAUAUAUUUUAUAUAGGUAAAAUAUAUACAUAUCUUAUAUAUGUAUAUAUACAUAUUUGGGGGUAGGAAAAGGAGAGGUGGGUCAUGUAAACCUAAACAGUCAUCACAUUACCCCAAAUGAGCCUGACAUUAACAAAGAAGAAAAUAAAUAACUUCUGGGGGUUAAGUGACAACAUGGGUGCAGCAAGAAGGGAAAGGGCACACGUUUUAACUAUUAAAUACAUUUUUAUAUUUGUUUGGCAGAGUUCAAGCCAGUCCAGGCUUCUGCACUUGCCAGACAAGUAAGCUGAUGAUACUCAAUUAAAAAAAAAAAUUCAAGCAGAGCUCCAUACCACAGUUUUCCUUCAAGUCAGUUGGCCGGCAGGCACAGUUUUCUGACCCCCAGGAACAGAAACUUUGGCUCCAAGGCAAAUGAAAAAAAAAAAAAGUAUUUCCACUUAAAACGUGAAAAUACAGAAAGUUCAUCAAAGAAAGAAAACUAUCAAAGUCUACUUCCAGCAAAACUGAGGUAGCACUGCUUUCUCUGCAUUCAAUGCUUAAGUGGUUCUCAGUACAAUGUGUUCUAAAAAAACCCGCUCACUUGACUGACAGGUGCAGCAUGUUGAUGGAUAAACUCAACAUGAAAUGCAAUAGGUCAAAGAAGGAAUGAGCAAGAAGUGAGGAAAAUAAGGGUUCCAGAUAAAUUAGCUUAAAAGGGGGUUGUCACCAGACUACAAAUGCUCUUGGCUGGCCUUGGCUCUCCAAGAGCUUUAAAUCGCCUGGGAAUUAAUGCAAUGUGGUUAACAGUUAACACUGUUAUUCAACUCUGUGUAAAUCUUUAAAAAUAAUUAUUACAACCUAAAUUCAACGAUGUAAACAGCACUACACACAGUACAGACCUGCCCUGAAAAACAAGAAUAUGCAAAACUGAGAUCUGGCACUGUAUCGUUUUGUAAUGAUAAUUCAACCUAACUGUCCCAUUCCCCCCUCCCUGCUCUACACCCUCCCCCACCCCCCCCAAAAAAAUCUAAUUUGUGCAAGAAGUGGCAGGCUUAUUCUAUCUGAAGGCUUCAAAAAAAAAAAAAAGAUACACAA
Molecule: messenger RNA, 3965 nt
Organism: Orcinus orca (killer whale)
Lineage: Eukaryota; Metazoa; Chordata; Mammalia; Artiodactyla; Delphinidae
Gene: REXO5
Product: RNA exonuclease 5
Exons: 19
Coding region: 254-2512 (752 amino acids)
Cellular component (GO): nucleus
Molecular function (GO): exonuclease activity; RNA binding
Source: RefSeq, a predicted model, not a curated record